CUCACAAAGUGCAUGCGCAAACUGAAGUGCGUGCGAAGGAAGAGGGGCAGCUCGGUGUUAAUGAAAACGACAAACUGCGUUCACUCUCCAAAUCUCCUCUGCGAUAAGUGGCGAUGAUGAAUUAAACGAGCCCAGAAGGACUUAGCAGCCACCAUUCCUCUUCACAACACACCAAUCUGGACCGACACUUUACAUUUCUACAGAGCCCGACAUUCCCCACAUCUUCAUUAAGGCUGCAAAGGUGCAAAUACUAAUGCUGUCUCCUCUCAGGACGGGGUGUACACCCAUACUGGCUCAUGGACAGCAAGUGUUCACUUGACAUGUCAGAGUCUGUAUCAGGGACAGGAUGUCUAAAUGUGAGCUGAUUGAGCUGAAGGACCUAAGUGUAAAUGAUACCAUUGAGCUGGCUGCUCCUGCCGCCCGCACAGCUCCGCCACCUUUAAACCCAGCUCAGCCGAGCCCCUUCCAUGUCGUCCGUCUGCUGGGAGACCGCGUUAGAAUCGAGGCGCCCGGGUUUCAGAUAGUAGUGGCUGGAUUGGGUCAUGACUUCCAGCCCUACAGUCACACCAAUCUCACCUGGUGUGACAUGUGUGGAGAAUUCAUCUGGGGUGUUUACAAGCAGAGUUUACGCUGCACCAAUUGCAGUUACACUUGUCAUUACCGCUGCCGACCAUUCAUCCAGCUGGACUGCAGCACAGAUGGAAGUUUGUUAACAGACGAGGAAGAUUUCUCUGUUGACUCGCUCGAGACAGACACAAAUGUGGAUGAACAGAUCGAUUGGGGUAAACAGGAGUUGACUGUCUGUGAGAUUCAACAUAAGGUUAAGGAGUAUAAUGCACAGAUCAACAGCAAUCUCUACAUGGUGGUUAAUAAAGAUGGAUCUUACACUGGAUUCAUCAAGGUCCACUUUCAGUUAGUUCGUCCUAUCUCCCUGCCUCCUCCUCAGAGCCUGGGCUCCACACAGGAGGAGGAUCAGCAGGGCAGACAUGUGAAGCGGCGGACAUCUUUCUACCUCCCUAAAGACACUGCCAAGCACCUGCAUAUAAGUUCCCAAACACGCGUGCGAGAGGUCAUCGAGGCAUUGCUCAAUAAGUUCACCGUGGUGGACAACCCGGCCAAGUUUGCCCUGUUUGAACGCGCUGAGAGACAAAGUCAAGUGUACAUGCGUAAACUGCCUGAUGAUGAGUUCCCCCUCCACCUGCGCUUGUGUGCCGGCCCCAGUGAAAAAGUCUUGAGUCUGGUUUUGAAAGAGAAUGAAACAGGGGAAGUAAAUUGGGAUGCAUUCAGUUUUCCUGAGUUGUGCAACUUUCUGCGAAUCCUUAAGCGCGAGGAAGAAGAGCAUGUACGACAGAUUGUGAGGCGCUACAGCCGCUCUAGAGACACCAUGAAGCAGGCCAUGGCCCGGAUUACUACUCCUGGUUGACUUUGAGCGAUUCAAUUGAGCAUCAUCUUUAAACAUGAACAAGAAAAUUCUGCCACUGAUUGCCAAUAUAAAAGGGAAGGAAAGAGCUCAGACAAUGGUGUUGUUUUGAAUAAAUGUUGUUUAUGAAGCAGGGAUACUGCUGUUACAUUUAAUGUGAACUACUUAAAGGCUUAGGCCAUGCUAAUUUUGUGCAAGCAGAGCCACUGUUGUGAACUGAAUGGGGAGAAUAAUAGAUUAUCUUGGAUUUAAUUGGAUGCAGUUCUUUCUUGAAAGACCAUGCUGCUUUACUGGAUUAUUUAUAGUGGUAUUAAAAUCACACGUUUAGUCUUUUCUGUGGUCAUUUAUAAUGUGAUUUUUAGUUUCUAUUAUAUUCUGUGAAGAUGUUUUUAAAAUGUUGGCACUUUAAUGAACCUGUGAAGUGGAU
Anoplopoma fimbria (sablefish) is the source of this 1847-nucleotide messenger RNA. It is a transcript of the gene rassf1, whose product is annotated as Ras association domain family member 1. The transcript has 7 exons. Gene Ontology annotation, biological process: Ras protein signal transduction. The coding region runs from base 347 to 1423 and encodes 358 amino acids. NCBI's taxonomy places the organism in Eukaryota, Metazoa, Chordata, Actinopteri, Perciformes, Anoplopomatidae. Gene Ontology annotation, cellular component: microtubule cytoskeleton; nucleus. The record is from RefSeq and is a predicted model, not a curated record.